AUGGGAAUUAUAAAUGCAGUGCAGUUCGGUCAAGAUACAUUCAGUAAAAAAUUAGCUGAAUUUUUCCAAUAUAACCAUCACCACAUAGCUGUCUAUAUGAUGUUGAACGACGCGUCACAAUGUAUAACACUGAAGGUGCUUGUGGAGAAAGAUAAAAAUCGGGUUGUUUUUGUUGAGUCCAAUAAGGAUUUUGUUGAUGUUCUCUUCAGCUUCAUGACCAUGCCUAUUGGAAACAUUAUCAGACUUGCCCGUGAACACUCAAUAGAAGAGAAUUUUGGUUGUUUGAACAACUUAAAUGAAAGUGUUGAGAAUCUUGACAAGGAACAUCUACGAAGUGUGAAGUGCAAGGACAUGCUGCUUCGUCCUCGAAGUGCAGCUGAAAUUUACUGCAGGAACCUAAAGCUGAAUUUUGUUGACACUAACGAUUUCUAUGCCUGCUGUGUUAAGUAUAACAGUUAUAAUCCUAACUGUAUAUGUUUUGGUCCUUACUUGAAUGCUCGUUAUCGUUGUGGAUUAACCAUUCGCACCCUGCAUAAACUGGAUAACCAUCCCUCUAUACAUCAAGGAGGGGUGUUUGUGAAACCUACCGCAAGGUUUAUAAUAACUGAUGACUUUCAGGUAAAGCCCAUUUCCACUACGACAUGUGUAGCCCUGCUCAAUGAAUUUAAAGCUACAGAUAGAAGCACAAGAGAAGAAAGGACUAUAAACAUAGGAAUGGAAAAGGUAAUAAACAAGUAUAGUUUUACUUUCCUUAUUUUUCCAUGUACAAAAUGA
Messenger RNA from Cornus florida, 774 nucleotides. RefSeq lists its product as uncharacterized. The transcript is spliced from 2 exons. The record is from RefSeq and is a predicted model, not a curated record. NCBI's taxonomy places the organism in Eukaryota, Viridiplantae, Streptophyta, Magnoliopsida, Cornales, Cornaceae. Bases 1 to 774 code for a protein of 257 amino acids.